Messenger RNA from Triticum aestivum (bread wheat), 779 nucleotides. Its product is annotated as probable CCR4-associated factor 1 homolog 9. Gene Ontology annotation, cellular component: CCR4-NOT complex. The record is from RefSeq and is a predicted model, not a curated record. Gene Ontology annotation, molecular function: poly(A)-specific ribonuclease activity; nucleic acid binding. Bases 159 to 779 code for a protein of 206 amino acids. NCBI's taxonomy places the organism in Eukaryota, Viridiplantae, Streptophyta, Magnoliopsida, Poales, Poaceae. The transcript is spliced from 2 exons.
CUUUUUGGGUGUGUAACUUGGUCUUUGAGAACUGAGAUAUUGGAGUAAACCAAGCGUAAAUUUUGUCCAGCCCCGGCCUAAGAUAUAUCUCCUCGAAGAAGCUGGUCAUCACCUGUGACCCCCUAUUACCUUUUUAAGAUUUGCAUGUAUGAAACAAGAUGAAUGCAACGAGGCCUGGACUCGUCCACGCCGCCGGCCAGGACCUCAACAGCAUGACGGUGGCGCAGCGCUACGCGCUCAUGAAGGCCAACGUCGACGGCCUAAAGCCGCUCCAGGUCGGCAUCGCCGUCUGCGACCACGAAGGCCAGCAGGUCGCCUGGGAGUUCAACCUCUGCGACUUCUGCCGCCUCGCCGACCCGCACGACCAAAAGGCCCUCGACUACCUUGCCGACCGCGGCGUCGACCUCGACAUGCUCGGCGCGCUGCUCAUGGGCUCCAGCCUCAUUGGCGCCGGACAUGGGCGGCCGCUGUCGUGGAUCACCUACGCCGGUGCCUACUACGCAGCAUACCUGCUCAAGAUUGUCACGGGCGGCGCCCCGCUACGUACCGCACGACGUGGCCGGGUCUACGACGUUGCCACGAUGGCGGCCGGCUGCCCGGGCAUGCCGGUGGGGCUGGACUGCAUCGCCGCUAGCCUGCGCAUCCAUCCGCCGUGGGGGAGCCCUCGUCUCGCAGGCGCCGCUGGCGUGCGCGCGCUUCUGGCCUUCAGGAUUUGGAAGCACGGGGAGUUCGGCGGCAACGUGGAGAGGUUCCGAGGUCUGCUUCAGGGCCUGCAGUAG